AUGAACGCUACCAAACGAAAGUUCAACACCCUUAUCCAGGGUUUGGGCAGAUCCUCCGCGUCGACAAAGUCCAACGACUCCUCCAGUCUGCCCGCUGAGUCUCCUCGUCCAUCGACGACAUCUCUUCAGCCCACCGACACGAACUCCUCGACUACGACCACAAACAAUAAAACGAGCAUGUCAAUCGACGAGGACAUAUUGCUGAAGCGCCGGCGCUUGCAGGCACUGACGGAGAAGAAUGCCGCUACAAUGAAAAGUUCCCCUUCUAUCCGUGCAACAGGACCGGGGACGACCAUUACGAACGUUGUACUGAAGAAGUGGACGCCCAACUCGUCCAAAGUGACAGAGGUCAAGCUCGCACCGAAGUUCGCGCCGAGCGACCGGAGCGAGCUUUUGAAGAGGUUGGCUUCGUUUCAGGAGAUCACUGACUGGACACCCAAGCCCGAUGCGGUGAACGAGAUUGAAUGGGCCAAGAGAGGGUGGGUAUGUCAGGGGAAGGAUCGUGUACGGUGCACUCUGUGCAACAAGGAGCUUGUUGUGAAGCUGAACAAACGCGAGGUCGAUGGCAAGGAGGUGCCGGUCCUCGUCGCGUCGGAUGUUGGUAGGUUCAUGACUGCCACUCCUAGUCGCUACUCAAAACUGAUUGGUGAAGCAGAGGAAGCGUUAGUCGACAAGUACUCGGACCUGAUUGUCACAGCACAUCUGGAAGAGUGCUUGUGGAGGAAGCAGGGAUGCGAUGAUUCACUACUUCGGCUGUCCCUCACCAAUGCCAAAAUUAGUAUGGAGGCAUUGCGGCAGCGGUACGAUGAGCUGUGCGGGAGGAAGCCGUUCCUCCCCUAUGAGUUCAACCUGAGGCUCCCCGAGGGUCUCAACAUUGACAGCGUCCUUACCCAACUACCUGACGACUUCUUUACAAACCCGCCACCAGCCAAGGACUCCCCAGACCCGAAGCAACCCAACAGAGUCGCCUUGGCCUUGGCCUUGACGGGAUGGCAAGGCCUCACAAACCCUCGCAUUGGAGCGGUACCGAACUCUGCAUCCUGUCACACUUGUUUGCGAAGGCUAGGACUGUGGAUGUUCAAGAGCAAGGAGGUCAGCGCCGACGGCGAGAUCCUUGUCCCCGCGCCAAUGGAUCACCUCGAUCCCGUCAGAGAGCACCGCUUCUUCUGUCCGUGGAAGAACCCGAUUACGCAACGCCUGGGUAGCGCCAAGCCCGGCUCCGAGUCGGACAUGGCGGCGUGGAAGUGCCUGGUGCAGGUGCUCAAGAAUGACGCUUACCUGCGCGGAGCACUUGAUGAUCGCCCGAAGAACAGGUGGCACAGCAGAGGCGCCUCGGUACCGUCGACGCCGGUACGCAGAGGUGUCGCGCCGCCCUUGACACCAGGCGGCUAUGACUCGCCGAGUGCUGCAACAGAGCCGGGAGGUGACGAAGACGAGAAGUCUCGGGAUGCAAAGGAUAAGGAGCGCUGGGCGCGUCUGCGGAGGGUGAAGAGUCUCUUCGAAUCCAAGAACGCGAAGAAGAUCCGCCGGCAGCUGAGUAGACCGGGAACGGCGCAAUCGGCAGUCUCGAAAGCCACAGCAGGGGAUAAGGAGUAA
Molecule: messenger RNA, 1596 nt
Organism: Colletotrichum spaethianum
Lineage: Eukaryota; Fungi; Ascomycota; Sordariomycetes; Glomerellales; Glomerellaceae
Product: NIPA-like protein
Exons: 2
Coding region: 1-1596 (531 amino acids)
Cellular component (GO): nucleus
Molecular function (GO): zinc ion binding
Source: RefSeq, a predicted model, not a curated record